Thelazia callipaeda (thelaziosis nematode) is the source of this 1095-nucleotide messenger RNA. The record is from the annotation of a GenBank genome assembly. NCBI's taxonomy places the organism in Eukaryota, Metazoa, Nematoda, Chromadorea, Rhabditida, Thelaziidae.
AUGGCAAAAUGGGCGCAACGAGGUGCUUUGGUGGUUGCGGGAUAUUUUCUGGCACGUCUUGUCGUUACCAUAGUAGACUACAGGCAGAUUAUCGAUGAACAACGACCUGUAAGUGAAGCGAACCUUGAUGGUCCUUUAUUAGUCAAAGAAGCUGUUGAUCGAAUCAAUGAUAACAUUGUGUAUGCUUUUACCUUGGCUUAUUACUUAGAUGAUUUUGUUAAUAAAAUUAACUUUAAACGUGAGGCGAGAAUAAUCCAUUCGAAAUCAGAUGACUUUCUUUUAUUCACUCUUAUCAAUGGUGCUUAUUUGAAUCUGACCUUAAAUUGGCUAUGCAACGUUGCCUCAUUUCGGACAUCAUUUCAUCGCAAAACACUUAUCGUCAGUUUAGAUGCAAAAGUUUGCAAAAUAAUCAAAAUGAAAUGGAAAGAAGUAACAUGCAUGUUCAUGCAAGUAUCCAAUGAUUACAACAGCCCACUUGAUUGGGGACGACAGAAGUACAUCAACUUGCUCACUCUUCGCUCACAAUUUUUGUUCGACUUCUUUGACUUUCUUCCUACAAAUACUUUCCUUUAUUUUUUCAAAUUCCAGCUCGAAUUGCCUUUCAUCUUAUUUGAAACUGAUGCAGUUUGGUUGCGUGAUCCAAUGAAAUUUUUUUUGAACCAAACACUUCUAGAUGAUGCUGACAUUGUGGUGCCAGUAAAAGGCAAUCCUGAUCACGGAUUGAUAUAUUCAUUCGAUCCAAUGAUUGUUUAUCCUACUAAUGCUUCUGUGAUGCUCAUGCGCGAAUUGAAUAAAAAACUUUUAAACAAUCCAGAAAUAUAUGAUCAAGAUAUUCUUGAUCAAUUAUGUCGCAAGCAGUUUUUUGGAUUAGUGUGUCGUCAAUUUAGUUGGAAUGAGGUAGCCGAUGGAAAAUGGUUUCAUUUGUCUGAAGCAGAGCGAAUUAAUCUACGACCCUACAUUGUUAACAACAAUUAUUACGUAGGUGUUGAUAAUAAGAUUAGUCGGCAGGCAUUAAACAAAUUAUGGUUUUUAUCACUAAAAAAUAGUUGCAAUUUAUCGAAAGUACGAGGUUUAUUACGCAAAUACGAGGGAUAA